Molecule: messenger RNA, 1656 nt
Organism: Schistocerca cancellata (South American locust)
Lineage: Eukaryota; Metazoa; Arthropoda; Insecta; Orthoptera; Acrididae
Product: probable cytochrome P450 304a1
Exons: 10
Coding region: 1-1656 (551 amino acids)
Molecular function (GO): heme binding; monooxygenase activity; iron ion binding
Source: RefSeq, a predicted model, not a curated record
AUGCUGACGUUGUUCCUGGUGGCAGCGGUGGUCGUGCUGCUGUUUCUGCUCUGCAGGGAGCUCCUAGCCUGGCCUGAAAACUUCCCGCCAGGCCCUUGCCGGCUGCCGGUGUGGGGCAGCUACUGGUGGCUGGUGCUGAGGGACCGCCGCCGCAUCCCCGCGGCGCUGCGCCGGCUGAGCGCCGACUACCGCACCUCCACGCUGGGCCUCUUCCUGGGGCCGCUGCCGGCCGUCUACGUCACAGACGAGGCCUCCAUUCGGCAGCUGCUCUCCAGGCCAGAGUUCCAGGGCCGCCAGACCACCGUACUCUCCGAUACGCGCACCUUCGGCAGGAACCUCGUGUUUGAUCUGGCGAGUGCAGGCGUGUCGUUGGCGAACGAGCCCGCGUGGCGGCGCCACCGGCGCUUCUCGCUGAGCCAGCUGCGGGACCUGGGCUUCGGCAGGCGCUUCCAGCCGCUGGAGCUGGAGACGGCCGCGGAGGUCAGCGACCUGCUCGACCUGAUGGCGGGCCGCCGACACGACCAGAAACUUGGAGUCAUACAGAGCGGUACUUACAACCUUCUUCACUGCCUACUGUCCCGAGUGCAGCACCAGUCAGAGAUGUCUGAUCCGCAUGCUGCCGUGCAGAGCGUGCGGAGGCCGUGCGACGGCGCCGUGCUGUUCCCCGACGCGACGUACCGCUGCUUCGCCGCCGUCACGUGGUCCCUGUUCGCCGGGUCGCGCCCCGGUCGCGCGUCCGACCGCCAGCUCCUCCUGCUGGGUCGCCGCGGCCGCCAAAACGUUCUGGCCACCGACGGCACCGGCAACGCCAUCGUACAGACACCCUGGCUCCGCCACCUGUCGCCGGGCCAGUUUGGGCUCGCAGAUUUCGUCCAAGGACACAAUGCACUCAUCGACUACGUCAAGCAAACUUUUGAUGAACAGUUGGCUACCUACUCGGAAGAGCACACGCGUCAUUUCCUUGACGUCUGCAUAAAAGAAAUGAAGAAAGACGCCGCAGAUCAAGGUUUACCCUUCGACAUUGGGCAGGUGAUCGCCACGGGGACGGACCUGCUGCUCCCGUCGCUGACGGUGACCACCACCGCUCUGGCAGAAGCCGUGCGCUGCCUGGUGCUUCACCCAGAGGUGCAGACCAAGGUGCAUCUCGAGAUUGACAGCGUGGUGGGCAGAGGGAGGCUUCCCACGCUGGAUGACCGCCCAAAUCUACCAUAUUUUGAAGCUACCAUCCGUGAAGCGCUCCGCAGGAAGACCGCUGUGCCUCUCAGUGUCGCCCACGCAUCUACAGCAGAGGCAACUCUCAAUGGGUACACUCUUCCAAAGGGCACAAUUCUGCUGCCAGGUCUUGAAGCUUUCCAUAUGAAUCCAGAAGUGUGGGGGGACCCAGAAAACUUCAGACCUGAGAGAUUCCUUGAUGAAACAGGCAAGCUUUUGCCAGACAGGACACUGCCAUUUGGAGGAGGUCGGCGAGAAUGCUUCGGGAAGACCUAUGCUCGCAACAGUUUGUUUCUUUUCCUUGGGGGAAUGCUGCAGUCCUUUAUACUGCAACAGCCACAAAGCGAAAAGCCCCUCACACUUGACGGCUUGUACAGCAAGAACUUCACAAAUCAAGUUCAGCAUAUCACAUUUUAUUGCACCAGUGCUAAGUGCAAUUUAUAA